AUGAAUCUAACAUCUCUUGUUUCACUCGAUAUCGGGCAGAAUUAUUUCAGUUCUACCUCAGAACUCAAUUUGUUCGUCCACCUUUCCAGCAAUCUUCAAGUUCUAAGACUUGACCGAAAUAACUUCAAUGGGCCGUUUCCUUUCAAGAUGUUUGAAAAAUUCAGGUAUUUGUCUGUCUUAGACAUUCAUGGAAAUUCUUUUAACUCCUCAGCUUCAAUGCUAGAUUCACUCUGCAACCAUUCUAGUCUUGUUGUUCUUGAUCUUAGUUUCAACGAACUCGAAGGGCCGCUUCCUCUUUGCCUUGGAAACCUGACUUCUCUGAAGGUUUUUGAUCUAAAAAUAAACAGAUUUGAUGGAAAAAUACCCAGUGAGUUGGGCUAUCUCAAAGAACUUAGUUAUCUCGACUUGUCUUCGAAUUCAUUCAACUCUUCCAUUCCCUCAAGUUUGGGGAAACUCAGAAAGCUAGAAUUUCUGUAUCUUAAUGGUAAUCAUCUGUAUGGUAAAGUACCUGCAACUCUGGGGCAACUCAGCAGACUGAAACAAUUAUCCAUCUCAGGGAAUUCAUUGACUGGUGAGAUAUCCGAAUUGCAUUUUAUGAAACUCAAACGUUUGAAAUACUUGGGAUUCUCUGGAUUUGUUGAACUCAGAGUGAAUCCUCAAUGGAUCCCUCCAUUUCAACUAAGUGUCACAUACUUGGACUUAUCAAAGAAUAAAAUCAACAACGUGUUGCCGUCAUCAAUGAAGAACUUGAGAUGUUUAAUUGAAGUUGAUCUCAGCGAAAACAAACUUACCGGCACCAUAACAGAAUGGAUUAACCAGGAGUUGUCACAAUUACGGAUGCUUACACUUCGAUCAAACAGUUUCUACGGUGUGAUACCUUCAUCCUUCAAGUACUUUAAGUAUUUUUAUUAUCUUGAUCUCAGCGAGAAUCAGUUUACUGGAACCAUACCUGAAUGGAUUGGUGAAGUGUCACAGAUAGAAGAACUUAGACUUCGAUCAAACAGUUUCUAUGGUGUGAUCCCCGUACAACUCUGCCAAUUGCCGUACCUGAAAACCCUAAGCUUGGCAAAUAACAACUUAACUGGAUAUAUCCCUGAUUGUCUUUUGUAA
This is a messenger RNA of Oldenlandia corymbosa var. corymbosa, 1110 nucleotides long. Lineage: Eukaryota; Viridiplantae; Streptophyta; Magnoliopsida; Gentianales; Rubiaceae. The record is from the annotation of a GenBank genome assembly.